This is a messenger RNA of Anolis carolinensis (green anole), 3791 nucleotides long. RefSeq names its product ATPase H+ transporting V0 subunit a2 (gene atp6v0a2). The record is from RefSeq and is a predicted model, not a curated record. Gene Ontology annotation, cellular component: vacuolar proton-transporting V-type ATPase complex; vacuolar proton-transporting V-type ATPase, V0 domain; plasma membrane. The transcript has 20 exons. Bases 190 to 2730 code for a protein of 846 amino acids. Lineage: Eukaryota; Metazoa; Chordata; Lepidosauria; Squamata; Anolidae. Gene Ontology annotation, molecular function: ATPase binding; proton-transporting ATPase activity, rotational mechanism. Gene Ontology annotation, biological process: vacuolar acidification; proton transmembrane transport.
CGCGAGCGCCUCGGCCGGUCUGUCAGGGCGAACCGGAAGCGGCUGAGGGAGGGGGGCGGGCGAGCGAGCGGGCGGGCGUUGCUUCAGGGCUUCUCUCCAUGGCCCGGCGGUCCGUCAGAGGAGCAGCGGCAGCGGGAGGAAAAGGACGGCCGAGGAGCCCGCCGUCUUGCCGUUCGAAGCCGGCCCGCCAUGAGCUCGUCGUUCCGGAGCGAGCCCAUGUGCCUGGCACAGCUCUUUCUUCAGGCGGGCUCGGCCUACGAGUGCCUCAGCGCCCUGGGCGAGCGCGGCCUGGCCCAAUUCCGAGACCUCAAUCCAAGCACCAGUGUGUUCCAGAGGAAGUAUGUGAGCGAAGUGAAAAAGUGUGAGGAAAUGGAAAGAAUAUUAGCAUACCUGGUACAGGAAAUUAAGAGAGCAGACAUUCCUCUUCCCGAAGGCACUGUUACCCCGGCUGCCCCUCCGCUUAAGCAGAUGUUGGAAAUCCAGGAGCAGUUGCAGAAGCUGGAGGUGGAACUGAGAGAAGUAACCAAAAACAAAGAGAAGCUGAGGAAAAACCUGCUUGAGUUGACAGAGUAUACCCACAUGUUGCGGGUUACUCAGUCUUUUAUCCGAAGAACUGUCGAGAUUGAGUCUUAUUUGUACACAAAUUAUGAAGAAUUUCCAACCUUAGAAAGCGAGCCCUUAGCCGAUUACAGCUGUAUGCACAGACUUGGUGCCAAACUGGGAUUUGUAUCUGGCUUAGUUCAUCGAGCAAAAAUUGAUGCCUUUGAAAAAAUGCUCUGGCGCGUCUGCAAGGGAUGUACAAUUUUUUCGUAUUCAGAACUGGAGGAAUGUUUACAGGACCCAGAUACGGGAGAACCUACCAAGUGGUUUGUUUUUUUGAUAUCCUAUUGGGGUGAACAAAUAGGCCAAAAAGUUAAGAAGAUAUGUGACUGCUACCAUUGUCAUGUUUACCCGUAUCCCAGCAAUUCGGAAGAGCGGCGAACAGUUAUGGAGGGACUCCAGAUUCGCAUUCAGGAUCUUCACAUUGUGCUGCAUAAAACCGAAGAUUAUUUGCGACAAGUCCUGGCCAAAGCUUCUGAAUCAAUCUACACCUGGGAUGUCCAAGUGAAGAAGAUGAAAGCCAUUUAUCAUGUGCUGAACCUCUGCAGCUUUGAUGUCACCAACAAAUGCUUAAUCGCUGAGGUCUGGUGCCCGGUGUCUGACCUCCCAAACAUGCGCCGAGCCCUUGAUGAAGGAUCUAGAGAAAGCAGAGCCUCUGUCCCAUCGUUCAUGAACACAAUACCAACGAAAGAAACGCCCCCAACAUUGAUCCGUACCAAUAAAUUUACCUCUGGAUUCCAGAACAUUGUUGAUGCUUAUGGGAUUGGGAGCUACAGGGAAGUAAAUCCAGCUGUGUUCACCAUUGUCACCUUCCCCUUCUUAUUUGCUGUUAUGUUUGGAGAUUGUGGGCAUGGCUUCUUAAUGUUCCUGUUUGCAUUGUUCAUGGUGUUGUUUGAAAACCACCCUAAACUUCAGCGAUCACAAGAUGAGAUCAUGAAAAUGUUUUUCCAAGGCCGAUACAUCAUUUUACUGAUGGGUUUGUUUUCUAUGUAUACCGGCAUGAUCUACAAUGAUUGUUUUUCAAAGUCGUUCGCCAUCUUUAGCUCCAGUUGGAAUAUUUCCCAAAUGAAUUGGCAACAUAAGGAUAUGGAAGAUAAUCCAUAUUUGACACUGAAUCCAAAUGUGACUGGAGUGUUCAGAGGAGCAUAUCCAUUUGGCAUAGAUCCGAUUUGGAAUCUAGCCAACAAUCGUCUCAGUUUCUUAAAUUCCUUCAAAAUGAAAAUGUCUAUAAUUAUCGGAAUUGUUCACAUGACAUUUGGCGUAGUCUUAGGGGGAUUCAACCACUUGCAUUUCAGGAAGACAUACAAUAUUUAUUUAGUGUUCAUUCCUCAACUUCUGUUCAUGCUGUGUACUUUUGGAUACCUUGUAUUUAUGAUCAUCUAUAAAUGGCUGGCUUUCAGUGCUGAAAACUCCAGGUCAGCUCCAAGUAUUCUGAUUCAGUUCAUCAACAUGUUCCUGUUUGUUGGCAACGGGACCGACAACUUCCUUUUUCCAGGACAGGUGAUUGUGCAGAGAAUUCUAAUAGCUGUUGCUAUAGUAUCAGUUCCUGUGCUGCUUUUUGGGAAACCACUUUAUUUAUACUGGUUGCAUAAUGGUGGCCAAGGAAUCGGAUCUUAUCGAAAAGGUUACCGAUUAGUGCGAAGAGAAAGUGAAGAAGAUAUUGCUUUGUUGAUGACGCAUGAUGUUGAAGAAGGAAACAGUGCUUUGGAUACCAGGCACAAAGAUGAGGCAAAAGAAGAGUUUAAAUUUGUAGAUGUGUUCAUGGAUCAGGUUAUCCAUACCAUUGAGUACUGUCUCGGAUGCAUCUCAAACACAGCUUCAUACCUGCGGCUCUGGGCCCUCAGCUUGGCUCAUUCACAGUUAGCCGAAGUACUCUGGGCAAUGAUCAUGAGAGUGGGCCUUCGUGUGGAUGCAACGUAUGGGAUCCUACUGCUAAUACCAGUUUCAGCUUUAUUUAUGGUUCUAACAGUAUUCAUUCUCUUAGUCAUGGAAGGCCUCUCAGCUUUUCUCCACGCCGUACGACUUCACUGGGUGGAGUUUCAGAAUAAAUUCUACGCAGGGGAAGGAUACAAGUUCACACCUUUCUCCUUUCAAGACAUUUCCUUACAUUUCGAUGGAUAUGUUACAUAACUUGGUUGCAUUUUUGGAAUUGUUUGGGAACAAUCAUGUACCUAGAUGUCAUUCCUGUACAGAAAAGAGCAUCACUGAUUGCCUUAUAAUACAGCCAAGUAAUCUAUAACCUCCUACCUUGACUUUGCAAAUGUGAGGUGUCUUGUAAACAGGCUUGAAAUAUGUGUUGCGAUCUUGAGCACCCAGAAGUGAACUUUAAGACUGAUUCCGAGCAGCUGACCGCUGCUUCUAAACAAGAUGUAGCAAAUGAAUUUCCUUCGACCAAUCCCUGUAGCACAAUCUCCGCAUGCUCACCUGGAAGCAAAACCCCACAAACGUACAUAGGAUUGCACUGUUUGUCUUCUUUGUCAUUGCCACGAAUAUUUUGUCUUUGUCGGAAGUUAAAAGAGAAGGAAACUGCCAUGGACCUGAAGGUGAAGUUAUUUGUCUUUACGGUAUUUAUAGGAAACUGUCUGGCUUGAUGUGAUGUGGAGUGAAGGCUUUUUAAAUCUUCCCCCUCCAGUUAUUUUGGCUGUCACAGGUCCUGAAUUUUAACUGGAAUAGGAAUUAUAGUUGUGGGUGAGGCCUCUUCGUAAGGAAUGAAAGAUAGAAUUUUACUCUCAAAGGUCACUCACUCUCUUCCAGGAUCACUGCUUGAAGUUAUUUCGUAAGGUCUUCAGUAUCCUCGCUGAGCUCCUUGUGGUCUUAUUCAAAGUAACUGAAUGCGAAGUAUGUGCUUUGGUAGCCCCUCCUUGAGUCUGGGGAUGCACUCCUCACUGUGGAAAUGCAGCCGAAUAACUGAAUUAUCCCACAGAUUCUCUUUGGAUACACUACUUCUCGAUGAAGCAUGCCACUGCUGGGAGUUAAAACUGGCAAAAUCAGGUUCUAGCUUUCUAUUGGCUGUGACGCAGCAGGCAGUUUGAUACUCAAUUUCUUUCUGCUCUUUAUUUUUUUUAAAAAAAAUCAAAAUAAAAUGGGGAUAUUUUAGCGUUAGAAUUUUGUAAGUGCCACAAGAAAUUGAAUCUGGUUUUUUUCCCCUUUCCUAUCCGUUUUCAAUAAAAGCUGAUUGCUAUUUUUGAGAA